Gadus chalcogrammus (walleye pollock) is the source of this 1224-nucleotide messenger RNA. RefSeq names its product glycine N-methyltransferase (gene gnmt). NCBI's taxonomy places the organism in Eukaryota, Metazoa, Chordata, Actinopteri, Gadiformes, Gadidae. The transcript has 6 exons. The record is from RefSeq and is a predicted model, not a curated record. Gene Ontology annotation, biological process: S-adenosylmethionine metabolic process; regulation of gluconeogenesis; protein homotetramerization. Gene Ontology annotation, molecular function: glycine binding; S-adenosyl-L-methionine binding; identical protein binding. Gene Ontology annotation, cellular component: cytosol. Bases 106 to 993 code for a protein of 295 amino acids.
ACAACAUUGGGUUUAACAGUGAUACAGAACGACCACUGGCGUUCAGUUCAGCAGUCAAACAAGAAACUUCCAGAGUACGGCUCAUCCGUUUGCAGCCUCAUCACCAUGUCGGUCGACAGCGUUUUUAGGACCCGCUCCCUCGGCGUGGCGGCCGAGGGUCUCCCCGAUCAAUAUGCUGACGGCAAGGCUGCUAAAGUCUGGCAGCUGUACAUCGGAGACACGCAGAGCAGAACGCAAGAGUAUAAAACUUGGGUGGUGUCUUUGCUGAAAAAAGAGGGUGUGAAGAAUGUGCUGGACGUCGCCUGUGGAACUGGAGUUGAUUCUAUCAUGUUGUUGGAGGAUGGAUUCAAGAUGGUGAGUGUGGAUGCCAGUGAUAAAAUGCUCAAGUACGCAUUGAAAUCCAGAUGGGACAGGAGGAAAGAACCAGCCUUUGACCAGUGGGUGAUUGAGGAGUCCAACUGGCUGACUCUACCAGAAGACAUUCAAAAACCAGGGGAUGGAUUUGAUGCAGUUAUCUGCCUUGGAAACUCUUUCGCCCAUUUACCUGAUUUCAAAGGGGACCAGAGUGACCAGAAACUGGCCCUUCAGAACAUCGCUACCAUGGUGAAACCAGGAGGGAUCCUCAUUAUCGACCACCGCAACUACGACUACAUCCUGGAGACCGGCCGGGCACCACAGGGCAAAAACAUCUAUUACAAGAGUGACCUGACUCAGGACAUUUCCACCUCUGUGCUCUGGGUGGAGAACAAGCCCCAUAUGAUAACCUUGGACUACACCAUUCAGGUCCCACAGGAGACGGUUCAGAGCUCACCUGAAGUCAGUAAAUUCCGCUUAUCCUACUACCCUCACUGUCUGGAGAGCUUUAAGUCUCUACUGAUGGCCGGCUUCCAUGGGAAGAUGGAGCAUAGUGUUUACGGAGACUUCAAGACGUACACCCCUGGACAAUCCGAAGCCCCAUGUUACUUUAUUCACGUCUGCAAGAAGACAGUGUAACAACCACAACUGAGCACCGUCAGGACAGGGCUUCGAUCAACAUUUAAUGAGUGGGCCCAAUGAAUACAUAUCCUGAAAAAUGUGAUGUUGAUGGAGGUUAGAUUAAUACCUCUCUAUGCUACGAUUACAGCUUUCGGAAGUAAAGAAAGAAUCAGUCUUAAUUUGAAUCUGGAUGCGUCUGAAUGUAUGUAUAAUGUUUGAAGGGUGAAAUAAAUGUCACUUCACCCUGUU